Plutella xylostella (diamondback moth) is the source of this 1373-nucleotide messenger RNA. RefSeq lists its product as uncharacterized. The record is from RefSeq and is a predicted model, not a curated record. NCBI's taxonomy places the organism in Eukaryota, Metazoa, Arthropoda, Insecta, Lepidoptera, Plutellidae.
CUACCGAAACCGCGAAAUAGAAAUCAAUAUGACAGCAAAAGUUUUUGUUUGUUUACCUACGUUUUUGCGCCGGCCUCUUCGCAUUACAUUUUUCCGAGAAAACUGAGUUUAGAGUAUUAUGUUCCUUGGUUUUUGUAAAAAUAGAUAAUAAUGAACAUAACAAUAACCACUUUCACGAAUCCGUUUUCGUUCUUUUGUACCUCUGAAGCUGAGACUUCGGUUCAGAAUGUUGAACUAUUCGAUGGGGCCGAAGCUGAACAUUAUAAGCCACACGGUUUCAAUGAAGCUUCCAAAGUGUUUCACGGCCAGUAUGUGGCUGUAAUUUGGAAAGGAAAAUGGGUUCGGGGUAUUGUGUCGAUGGAAUCCCAGUUCUUGAUUUGGCUGGUGGACUACGGCAUAUUCCUGCGCGCUGACGACAAGACCGUGUGCAUCGACCUGCGGCCAGAGCAAAAAACCAUCCCCACAAAGAUCUUUGAAGCCAGCGUGCAUGGGGUCAUGCCUAUUGAAAAGGAAAUUACUGAUCAGUGUGAAUUACUAAACACAAUCUCUACUAAGUGGAACCCGGGUGCCAACCUCCGGGCGCAGGAACUGAUUAACUCAGCCAAACACACAUACUUUGUACCUAUUGGUAUACUUUCUAUGAAAAUUAAUGAUGUGGUACUUGGUGACCUAUAUCUUGAAAUACCAGAGAUUGGAGUGGUCAAUCUCAUUGAUGAACUGAAUGUCUGGCCUGUUUUUCUUGAAAAGAAUAAAGAAGCCUACAUAAAGAACCUACCACAAUGCUACACGGGCCGCCGCCGGCACCGCGCCUGUACCCUCAAGCCCAACAUUCCCGACCUACCCUCAAUAUCUCCCGCCAUCACGUUCGACGAGUACAACGCCAUCUGUGAGCAAACGCCGAAGUUCGAAGUAGUUCAGGAACAACUCGAUAACGACGGUGGCAGCACUGUGCUUGCACAGAAGCCAAAAGCCCUCACUGCAGAAGAGGUAGAGCAGUACGCUCACAUGAACUUCGAGUUGAAUGGCAGAGAGUACAAUAUGCUGAACACUUUGAGGAACAAACUGUUGGACAUGAACGACUGUGCGCGGUACUGCGACCAUGAUCUCAAAUCCAUGGGAAGAGGCUACAGUAGACAUAGGUUUUAAGUAAAGAUAUUUUUAUUUUUGUUUUUGUUUAAGAUAGCGUUUUUGCAAAGCUUACUUUAUGACUGUUUUUUUUAGUUCCUAGUUUUUUUAUACUUAUCAGUAUUUUGAUUUUGUAUUACGUUAAGAUAAAUCUGUGCCAAUACUUACAUUAAGGAUACCAAUCAGUAUGACUGAAUAAUUUGAUUUUGACUGUUCGUUAAUUAAGGGAAAGUAAUGAUUAGUUUAUU